ACCUUCGCGACCCGACUCGACUGACAUAAAUACCUAUUUUUAAACCGGAUAACCAAAAUUUAAAAGCGCCAACACGGGUCCAAUUCGAAACCAGUAGCUUUGAUGGGAUAGCCCAUCCGUCUACCAUCUACCAGUCCAACUCGAAGUUCCUAAAUAUCGAACAAAGGCGGCGGCGAUUCAAGAAGUUAUAGUAUUCUCUCAAUUGUGCGAAUUCUCAAUCGGAAUAGGUGCGGGAAUGCAAAUCGGGGAUAGACAACGAGCAUUUUCAUUUAUACUCGUUUAUUAUAUGUGUAUUACUAACAUCGCUGCGUGAGUGUUGGCGUGGCCUUUCCUGCCAUCGCCACCGCCAUCGCGAACGCCACUGUUUCUACUGACGACGUCAUCACCACUGCCGUCAUCGUCAUCGUCGGGCGGUUGUGUGGAAAGGAAAUUACGUUGCUUCGCAUAACACGACGAUAUCGAAGCUGUUAUUGUUGAAAGUGUCUCUAAAGAUUCCUUCAAAAUAUCUUCAUUCGAAGAAGAUUACAGGGCUGACAAGCCCAUGGUGCAGCGUGCAUCCUCUUCAGAUGCUCCCUCCAUUCAGGGCGGCCAUCGAGAGUCUCGAUUCGGCCUUGGAUACUCCUCAUACCAAAGCGGAUAUAAUAAGCUCUUCACACAGGGUUCUGCCGACUCGAACUACUCACAACCGUCAUCCGAUCUGUCGCUAGACGAGGAAAAGGAAUCGCUUCGGCGAGAAAAGGAACGUCAGGCCUUAAGCCAGUUGGAUAAAGCUAGAAGCAAACCAGUGGCGUUCGCUGUGCGAACCAACGUAGCAUAUGAUGGCAAUAUCGACGAUGACUCUCCUGUCCAGGGAGGAGCAGUUUCAUUCGAGAUUAGGGAGUUUUUGCACAUCAAGGAGAAAUACGACAAUAACUGGUGGAUCGGCAGACUGGUCAAGGAAGGCUGUGAUGUGGGCUUCAUACCCAGCCCCGCUAAGCUAGACAACAUUCGGAUGCAGGUGGGUAGCGCAAAAAGAAAUAUCAGUUUACCGACACCCUGCUUCUUUCAGAAUCAAACCAAACCCUCGAGACUGUAUGGCACAAAGGGUUCAUCUAGCGGUAAUUUAGGUGCGGGACAAGCAGGUGCGGAGCCAUCACGAGGUAGCACACCCCCUACACCUGGUGACGAAUCAGAUUCUGUGGGACCAGGACGUCAUGGCAAAACGCCAUUAGCAACGCCGCCCAACAAGGAAAAACGGAAACCUUUCUUUAAGAAACAGGAGACCGCCUCUCCAUACGAUGUGGUGCCAUCGAUGCGUCCCGUCGUCUUAGUGGGUCCAAGCCUUAAGGGUUACGAGGUAACCGAUAUGAUGCAGAAGGCGCUUUUUGACUUCCUUAAACAUCGCUUCGAAGGUCGGAUAAUCAUAACGCGCGUUAUGGCGGAUAUUUCGUUGGCAAAACGCUCCAUCAUGAACAAUCCAUCGAAGCGCGCCAUUAUGGAGCGCUCGAGCAGCCGAUCUGAUUGCCUCGGUAAGGUGCAGGAGGAAAUCGAGCGAAUUUUCGAGCUGGCCAGAUCACUACAGCUAGUCGUACUCGAUUGUGAUACAAUCAAUCAUCCGUCACAAUUGGCAAAAACUUCUUUAGCGCCAACAAUAGUUUACUUAAAAAUUAGUAGUAGUAAGGUUUUACAGCGUUUAAUAAAAUCGCGCGGCAAAUCGCAGGCAAAGAACCUCUCCGUGCAAAUGGUCGCCGCUGAAAAGCUAGCCCAAUGUCCACCAGAAAUGUUCGACGUAAUUUUAGAUGAAAACCAAUUGGAGGAUGCUUGCGAGCACAUUGCCGAAUACCUAGAGACUUACUGGAAGGCAACGCAUCCAGAUGUACACAUUGUACCAGCAAUAGCAAGGCCUAUGCCAUCUCAAGAGGUGUCCCCAUCAACAGAUCAAGCUCGCAUGGGCCUAACUCCACCAGUCGAUGGCGAGGAGUUUGACUCCGAGUCUAGAAUGGAACGUGAUAGUAGCAGGGAGCACAAAAGUGGUAGCCGGGAGCGGGCCAGUAGGGAGAGAGACAGCGAACGCGAUCGUAUUCGCGAUGGUGAUCGCGAUCACGACUAUUGGGGCAGGGACAGGGAAAGAGACAGAGAUUUUAACAGACAGCAUACUUUGAAGGACCGGGAGAAGAUUUUGGAUUGGGAGCGCGAGAGAGCACGCGAGUGGGAACGGGAGCGAGAGAGAGAUUGGAAUAGAGAGUUCGAUUGGGAUCAAGGAGGAGCUGCUUACCAUCACAGCCGACGACAGCCCCAGAGCUCGGCGCGUCACCACGAGCGCGGUGGAGUGGGCGGCGUAGGCGGCGCAGGAGGCGUAGGUGGCGGAACUGGCUUCGAUCGAGAGAGGGAGCGGGAGCGGGAGCGACUACACGCGCGGGAACGCGACCUCAUGCACUACGACUUGAACAGCGAUGAGCUGCUGGAUGAACGCAAUUUUGAGUAUCCGGCGAUGCGGAGCGGGCCAAGCGGGGCAUCCCAUCAUGGUCACCUGUCGCGGGGUGGUCGCCUGAUGGAGGAUCCGGACUUUGGGCGCGAGGAUCCGCGUCUACUCAGCAGCAGUCGGUAUGGACGCGAUAUGCCACCGUCGGCGCCAACAACGAGAAGAGGGGCACCGAUUGUGGAUAGCGAUGAAUAUAGUCCGCACAGGGGUGGUGGGAGUAGUAGGAGAAUGCUCAAUGCCAUGUAGGAAUCGUGGAUAUAGGGGUGGGAUCAGAUCGAUUCAAGAGCGGCAGGUUUAAUGGAAGCAUGCGACAAUAGUUUUGAUCUUGAAAGACCAUUACCUCUAGAACGCCCACAAAGACCGACCACACAACUUCAGAACAGCAUCACCUCACGCCAACAUCACCCCUCUGCGCAACGGAGGGGUCAAUGGCUGUCCUCGUCCUCCUCCUCCUUCCUAUCACACAACCCGUCAGAUCAUCAUCGCAUGCCAAUCGAACAUAUUCCGCUGCAACACCAACCCUAUUCGUACCCACAGAGCCACACAAAUAUGCGAUCAUAUCAACCUGACGGCCAAAGUUAUCGUCAACCACGCGCCAAUAGAGAUACCAAUGCCACCGCCCCCUCCCCACAUGCCCCCCUCCAAUACAUGCCCCACUUCCAUCAUCAUCAUCAGCAUCAGCAGCAGCAGCUCACAGGACAAGCCCGCAGCCAUGAGAAGAGCUCUUCCGCAUCACAAGAACUGUCCACCUCAUCUUUCACAAAUGUCGAAGAGGUAACGCGUGCAAUACGUAAUAAGGUAAUUGUUGAAGAGGACGAAGAGGAUAUUCUAAGCACGGAUCAAUUUUAUUAAAGAGAUUUCAUUCAGUCAGCCACACAGAAAUUUCAGUUUACUUUAAAUAAGCAGGAAGAGACCACAUAUUGAUGAUGAGGCCAAAUACUAGAUGAUGAUGCCUCUCGAUUGUUGCACUUUUAUAAUCGCAAAAAAUGAGACUAAGGGAACGUUAGAAAGGAAAAACAAAAGCAUAAAUAAAUAAACAAUAAUUAUCAUAGACGGAAAUAAAAGCGUUUCUCUGUGCCAAAAGUUUCCCAUUUGAACCAUGAAUGGCGAGCACUGUACAUUUUUAGCGUUUCAAGAAAUUGAUUGAAAAACAAAUAAAACAAAUAAUGACGCACGAGCCGAAGGGAAUGGUAUAAAUAAAUGAUUUAAAAUAGCAUGAGCCUUUUGUGUCUUAAAUUCCAGUAGCUAAUUAUAAAAUGAUUUUAUUAGGCAUUAUGAAUUUAAAGAGGGCUUAACGUAAGAUUUACUACAAGUAUAAAUUUAAAGAAAACACAGUACGAGUAAUUAGGCCUUGACAGCAUUUCUUGAACCAUCUGAGAACUUGGCUGCUCACUGGGGGAUCCGUGAUGGGUAAUUGUUCAUACAUAGUAAGGGUGCAUUACUUACAUAUAUUUUUAUGCAAAUAAAUAACUGAGUAAGUGUCAGCUUUAAUAAUUUAGUGAACACGUACAAAUUUAAGUAGCUGAAAAUACUCGUAUAUAAGAUAAAUCGACUUGAAAUCGACCUUUAAUGAAAUCUCUUUAAUAGAAUGAGCUGAGCUCGAAGCCCUAGCCCUAGCCGUAGCCGUAGCCGAAGCCGUUUCCUACCCCUAUUCUCGCUCGAGACGCUGAGAAACGUUAAUACACUGCGAAUAGUUUAGUACUCGUACUUCCUUUCCGAAGCUUGCUGAAGCCGUUUUCUCCGCCAGUUACACAAAGCUGUUGAUUUACACCUUUAGUGCCUUAAAACCAAUGAAGAGUAAAUAUAAAAUCAACUAAAUAUGUAUGUACAAGUACAUUCGAAUCCCUACACAGUUCACAAAUCACAUUUCACAUUUCACCAUUCGCCCUCACCCUCACCACCCACAUGUCAUCACACUACCUAUUCGGCACGCCUUACCAUGCCUUACGUUAAUUGUUACAUGCUUCUCCAGGCUACUCCUCGUUUCCACCCACGAUAAAUGCUUUUAAUGAUUGCGAGACUAUUUUAAGCAUACACGUAUAGUUGAUCUGGCCCAUUCCGAACAAGCACUCCUUUUACAGUUCCAACCACCUUCCAAAACUCAGCAACUAUUUUCAACAGCAUGAUAAUGGAAAUAAGCGCAUUGAAGUUAAAUCGAUCGCGGCUUAUAUAAGAAAACUAAAAUUUAUAGGAAAACACCCAAAGACCUACAAAUUUUUACACCACCAAGCUCCAUGCUUCUAUGUACUCGAACCUGCUGAUGGUCUCAGCCCCACAAAGGGAGUAUAUUCGGAGAAGAAAAACUAAUUUCACAAAAUAAACACAUACUUGUAUAAACAAAACGCGGGUUCGAGUUAUAGUGAACAAAAAAUGUUUAUGGCAAAAGUUGUUAUUCAAAACCAAAACAAUUUGCAGAAAUUAAGAACAAAAAUAGGUCUAAUAUGGAAACACAGGCGCCACAAAAGCAAAAUAAAUAAUAAUAACAGUAACGACAGCUAAAUCAAAUUCCAAUUCAAAACUAACUAUUAACAGAUUAACUAUUUUUUAUCUCAAAAACCAAAUCAACGCACAGUGAGUCAGUGGACCUCAUAUUUAUAAACAUACAAGUAUAAAAAAAAUACGUAUAGAAUGAGGCAGUUCUACAAACUAAAAUACUUAUAAUCUUAAACCUUUAUUAUAGUGAAUAUAUAAUUGUGACUUCAGCAGCAGUUUCAAACUUAAACUUUUAUUUUAAUCCAUUUUUAAUUUAAUGUAGCUCCGAACUUUUUUUCCUAUUAAACUAAGAUCGCAAUAUCCGAAUUCGUUAAACAAAAAUUAUUCCACGAAGUGUCUACGGUUUUUUGUACAAUUUAAUCUUAAAUACUUUGAGAGAAAUGUUUCUGAGUAUUCCAACUUAAUAAUAAAUAGAAGUUCGUCCUAAUUGAAAUAAUACUGAAAUAUUAAAUAUUAAAUGUGAAUGCCAAGGGCAGCCUGAAAGGAAUAUUCUCUGUGCAUAUAUUUCUGGUAUGAAAGAGACAUCACAGUUCCCUAUAAAAUGUACAUAUUGUAGAUCUAUAUUUCAGUAUUUUUCGUAUUUCAGGUAGUUUUCAGUAUCCGCAAUAACCGUCUUGUUGUUCUCUUUGUAGCUAUUAGUAAUACAUAUCAAGAAAAUCUGAUUGAUUGACGCGAGCUCUCGGUGGAGAAAGAAAAGAGUUAAAAUUUUCGAAGCAACAUGUUAUUUCCACCACUUCAGAUCCACCAAAUCUAACUAAAGUCUCGCAAUCUAGAAAAUGGGUCUCAUUUCAUGCCCGCAUUAUGGAACUCGACUAGCUUGUAUUUCUUAAUAAUCCUUAGAAACUUUGACUUUAGAUGCAAAAUCUGAAAACCAAAAGUUAAUGCUACCUUGAUUAUAUUUGUCGAGUCAAUAAUUUUGGCAAUUCAACCACUGUGACCACUGACCACUGUGCAAUUGCAAAUACAAGUAUGUUGAAAUCUAUGUAGUACGUAUUUACUAUCCUCUUUCGAUUCCUGUCUUUACUUUCUCCUGUUUGGCAUAGAAUCUGAGCUAAAUUGCUUUUCUUAAUCUUACAGAAUAAAAUAAUUAAACUAGAAGCAAGUAAACUAAACUUUUCAUAUGAUAAUUUGAAUGGCAGCAACAAAAAAUGACCAAAGUUAUAUAUAUUUUUUAAUUGAAAUAUACAUUUUUGUGCAUUAGUCGCUAAGUCUGUUUGUGAAGCUAACAUCUUGAAGGUACUGGGACUGGGAAGAAGGAGAACAGUACGAUUACCUUGUACCUUGCUUAGAUAUUUAAAAUCUGCACUUUUAUAUCGCCAAUCAAUCAGGUUAUGCGCAGCUGAGUUAUUCGAUUUGAUUAUUCCCAAAAUGGGGUGUCUCGGAAGGGGGAGAAGUGGUUGGGAAAUCAAAGGUCGAGCAUCACCAUUUGUCGUUUUAGGUACAUACUUUCUUUAUAUCGGUGUACAUAUGUAUGAAUUAUUUGAGGGGAGGCCAUUGAAUAGCACGACAUAACAGAUUCAGCAAAGCUGGUUUCGCAAAUUAGUCCCCUGUUGAUGGAAAUAGCAAAUCCCGAAAGCAACACAAAACCAACCAAACUCACACAAACAUUCAAAAAACUUUCACCCAAAAAUGUGAAAUAAUUUUGGAAGAAUUGUAUUCAAGAACAUAGUCCGUUGACGAACGUUUCACAUUUCAGCAAAAUGUGACACCUAAAUUAAAUAAUUUAUUAGCUAAACUUGAAGAAAAUAUAAAUUACCUAACAUAAGUAUUAGCCCCAAAACUAAUAAUACAAAAAUGCAUAAUAAAUAAAUAUUGAGUAAACCAAAUAACGAUAUACAUGUGUACAUGACGCUUAUUCAUACAUAUGUAUGUAUAUAUGUAUAAAUGAGGACACAGAUACUAGGACAUAUUCGUAUGUGUCUGUAUUGGGUGUGGAAUCAUGCAUUAAUAUAUUUAAUGCACAGAACUGGCAAUUCACUAUAUAAGUACAUAUAUAAAUAUCUUACAAUGAAUAACAAAAUUUAAAGAAAGGAAUUACUUCACAUGAAGCAUACAUUUAUUUAUUUCAAAGAAUUUACUUAAAAAUUAGCCUGAUUUCCAAUACUAGAUAAAAGAAUUGUAAAAAUGUUUGGAUGCCUCGAUUAAGAUGCUGACAAAAAGCUAAUUUUUAAAUGGAAAUAUAGCUAUGCUAAUUCAAAAUGAUUACCGCCUAAAUAAAAGUCAAGCAUGCCAAUUUAUUAACUUAUUACACAGAGUAAAACAAAGCAACAAGCAUACUCGUACUUAUAAUAAUGUAAUAAUAGUUACGGAGAAAAUUGCAAAAUUUAUAAAAUCUAUUGACACACGCAUACCAACAACCAACACAGAGAUGUAAUUUUUAAAUGAAGACAUUUUAAUAUAAAACUCAACCAAAUAAAAUUGUGUAUUCAAAUUCAGCAA
Scaptodrosophila lebanonensis is the source of this 7393-nucleotide messenger RNA. RefSeq names its product voltage-dependent L-type calcium channel subunit beta-2 (gene Ca-beta). Gene Ontology annotation, biological process: calcium ion transmembrane transport; chemical synaptic transmission; regulation of voltage-gated calcium channel activity. Bases 542 to 2707 code for a protein of 721 amino acids. The transcript is spliced from 8 exons. Lineage: Eukaryota; Metazoa; Arthropoda; Insecta; Diptera; Drosophilidae. Gene Ontology annotation, molecular function: high voltage-gated calcium channel activity; protein binding. The record is from RefSeq and is a predicted model, not a curated record. Gene Ontology annotation, cellular component: voltage-gated calcium channel complex.